Messenger RNA from Molossus molossus (Pallas's mastiff bat), 825 nucleotides. RefSeq names its product cysteine rich tail 1 (gene CYSRT1). The coding region runs from base 64 to 567 and encodes 167 amino acids. NCBI's taxonomy places the organism in Eukaryota, Metazoa, Chordata, Mammalia, Chiroptera, Molossidae. The record is from RefSeq and is a predicted model, not a curated record. The transcript has 2 exons.
GGCGUUGGGACCUGGCCUAGAGGGACAAGGGGACCGACUGCCACUGUGACUGGAGGCCAGGCCAUGGACCCCCAUGAGAUGGUCGUCAAGAACCCGUUUGCCCACAUCAGCAUCCCCCGGGCUCACCUGCGGCCUGACCUGGAGCAGCACCUGGAGGUGGCUCCCUCCUGCUCAGAGCGGCAGCCUCUGCCUGUGGGUUCCUGCACCCUGGAGCCCAUGCGCCUCCUGCAGCCCACCGAGGAGGCCCUAGGGCCCAAGGGCGCCAAAGGCGCCAAAGGCACCACGGGUGCCAAGGGAGCCUUCCCAGUCCAGGGCCAACAGCCCUGGCAGCAGCCUGGCAGCAAGGGUGCCAAGGGAGCCUUCCCAGUCCAGGGCCAACAGCCCUGGCAGCAGCCUGGCAACCCCUACAGGGGUGCACAGCGCCCGACAGGACUGACCUACACCGGCCUGCCCCCCAUCGGGCGCGGCGAUGACAUCGCCCACCACUGCUGCUGCUGUCCCUGCUGCUCCUGUUGCCACUGCCCUCGCUUCUGCCGCUGCCACAGCUGCUGCUGCGUGGUCUCCUAGCCCUGCCCCGGCCGCCGUGGGCCUGCCCAGGACCCCUGCAUAGCAGGCCCCAGGACUCUGCUCCGGCAGCCACAGCAGUGCAUGGACGUUUGGGGCAGCCGCUGGGCCACUGUCAUGGGUGUCAGCCACUUCCCACCCUAGACAGGGACAUCUUCGUGCCACAAAGGCCAACAGCUCAGCUCAGGCCCCUCACAAAGGAGCCCUGGGCACCGGCUGUGGUGGAACCCCCAGGAUACCCUUGCCCAUCCCCCUCAAGGC